Megalops cyprinoides (Indo-Pacific tarpon) is the source of this 1664-nucleotide messenger RNA. It is a transcript of the gene sntg2, whose product is annotated as syntrophin, gamma 2. Gene Ontology annotation, cellular component: dystrophin-associated glycoprotein complex; intracellular anatomical structure. Lineage: Eukaryota; Metazoa; Chordata; Actinopteri; Elopiformes; Megalopidae. The coding region runs from base 1 to 1608 and encodes 535 amino acids. The transcript has 17 exons. The record is from RefSeq and is a predicted model, not a curated record. Gene Ontology annotation, molecular function: structural molecule activity; protein binding.
AUGAACGUGGCCGGGAGUCGCCCCCCUGACCUGAUUGAGAGACCUGGCAGCCUCCUGACAAAAACUGGAAUAGCGCUGCUCUAUAAUGAAGAGAAUGGAAAUACCUAUGAUAUCCGUCUGAAGUUAGCAAAAGAAGUGUUAACCAUUCAGAAACAGGAUGUGGUGUGUGUCAGCGGAGGUGAAUCCCUUUCAAAUCGCAGAACCAUUGUGCUUCGAAGACAGGCUGUCGGGGGCUUUGGUCUGAGUAUCAAAGGGGGAGCUGAACACAAAGUGCCAGUUGUCAUUUCAAAGAUUUUCAAAGAUCAAGCUGCAGAUCAAACGGAAAUGCUGUUUGUGGGAGACGCCAUGAUACAGGUCAAUGGUAUUAAUGUAGAAAAUGCCACUCAUGAGGAAGUGGUACAACUCCUGCGGAGCGCUGGGGAGGAAGUCACCAUUACUGUCCGGUUCCUCCGUGAGGCGCCGUCAUUCCUGAAGCUUCCUUUAGGUUCUCCUGAACGCUUCAGUGACCACAGCAGCAGAGCAUCCUCACCAUUGUUUGACAGUGGUUUACAGCUAAAUGGAAAUUCAAACCACACUGCUCCUUUCUCCCCCUGUUCCCUCAACUCACCCUGCUCACCCUCCGUUAAUGAGGCGCGGUAUGAGAAGCGCUGGCUGGACUCUGUGUCGCUGCCCCUGCUCCUGGCCCGAGUGGCACGCUACAAGGCAGGAGGGGAUAAAUUAAGGGCAAACAGUUUGGAAGUCCUGGCCUUGGAUUCAGAGGUCAGCACUGUUCUGCAGUUCUGCACAGUGUCCGAAAGCACAGACUGGCUCCAGUCAAUAUGGACCAACAUCAACGACCUCACCCUGGCCAACAUAAAAAUGGCCAACAAAGACAGCUCACCUGAUGAACAGAUAGUCCACAUGGGAUGGGUCUGCGAACACCUACAAGCAAAAGGCUCCACUCACAUCUACAGCUCAAAGUUUCUGGCACUGAAAGGAUCAUCUCUCUACAUCUUCAGCCGUCCCCCAAUCAGCGCAUUCGACUGGGGAACGGCUGAGGCCGUGCACAAUCUCUGUGAGGUUCUCUUUAAAGCGCAUAAGCUGUGGGUUGCAGAGGACUGCUGGCCGCAUGACAAACUGUUCCUGGGUCAGCAGCAGGAGGGUGGUCCAGGAGAUGGCAAAGCACUGUGCUUCAGCCUGCUGCUUGGACACGGGCAAAGCCACUGCUACAGUGUGGAGCUGGGGAGCGAUCUUGCCCUGUGGGAGAAGGCCUUCCAGCGAGCCAUCUUCAUGGAGGUACAGAGAGUCAGGUCGAAGACUUACAUUUGCAGCACCCAAGGGAAAGUCCUAUGUUUUACCAUCGACUUUGAGUCUGGCCUCACCUGUGCAGAGUGCUGCUCAAAGAAUGUUCUUUGGAGAUAUAGGUUCUCGCAGCUGAAGGGCUCCUCUGAUGAUGGGAAGACACGGGUUAAACUCCUGUUCCAGAAUUUGGAAAAUAAACAGAUAGAAAUGAAGGAGUUAGAGUUUGCUAACCUGACAGCUGUCCUGCACUGCAUACAUUCCUUCAUGGCAGCCAAAGUGGCGUCUGUGGACCCAGUUAUGGCCAGGAAGAAUCUGCACAGCAGCUAGAACACUCAGCAUUUGUACAUGGACAAACUCUGCUGCUAUUUCUGCCAUGGACAAUC